Pleurotus ostreatus (oyster mushroom) is the source of this 753-nucleotide messenger RNA. RefSeq lists its product as uncharacterized. NCBI's taxonomy places the organism in Eukaryota, Fungi, Basidiomycota, Agaricomycetes, Agaricales, Pleurotaceae. The record is from RefSeq and is a predicted model, not a curated record. The transcript has 9 exons. The coding region runs from base 1 to 753 and encodes 250 amino acids.
AUGCUUAGUUCCGAUAAGCCUUUGAUUCGCUACCUAGUUAUCUACCUCCUGGUUCUGGAGACGUUUGGCACCGCGUGCGUGAUUCACAUGAUGUACGAAUGCUUCCUGCUGGUAUUUAACUAUCAUUGUUACAUGGUUGAAUCAAAGUUAACACUCUUGCUCCCAUUAGACGCUAUCACGACGGUACUCAUAUCUACGCCAGUGCAACUGUUCCUUGCAUGGCGCAUCAGUGUUCUUACUUCCUCAAAGAUUGUGGCCAUCUUCAUCUCACUGCUUGCCAUCACGUCUCUUGGUGGUGGUAUCGCUAUGUCUGCACUUGUUAUCCUCAACCCCGACUUUUCGCGUUUCGAAACCUUUUACCCCGCCACUGGGACUUGGUUAGGUAGUUCGGCGCUUGCUGACGUUAUUAUAUCGACUGCACUGGUUAUGACUCUGCGCCGCAAGCGGACUGGGAUGCAAGUGACCGAUAAUAUCAUCAACAAGAUCAUGACAUUUACAAUUCAGACGGGCUUCGUUACGGCGGUGUUUGCCAUCGCUGAUGUCGUCCUCGCCUUGACACUGAGGGAUUCGGGGUUCAACUUUAUUCCUGACUUCAUGCUCAGCAAACUGUACUCUAAUACGCUGAUUGCAUCGCUCAAUGCUCGUGUCGAUUUUGGACAGGUGCUGAACAACCCGAAUAACGUCCUCUUCAAAGGUCCUCGAAAAGAGUCGCAGUCGUCGGUGCAGAUUGUAAGUUCCUGUGCCCUGCUUUGA